Messenger RNA from Musa acuminata AAA Group (dessert banana), 798 nucleotides. RefSeq names its product transcription factor WRKY45-1. Gene Ontology annotation, molecular function: sequence-specific DNA binding; DNA-binding transcription factor activity. NCBI's taxonomy places the organism in Eukaryota, Viridiplantae, Streptophyta, Magnoliopsida, Zingiberales, Musaceae. Gene Ontology annotation, biological process: regulation of DNA-templated transcription. The transcript has 3 exons. The record is from RefSeq and is a predicted model, not a curated record. The coding region runs from base 1 to 798 and encodes 265 amino acids.
AUGGAGGAGAAGAAGACUGCACCACGUCAUGAAUCUGCAGUGCCUUCGGCUUGUAAUCGUCGCAUGGCGAUCCAAGACAUCAAUAGGGCGCAAGAGUUGCUGAGCCAACUACAUGCUGUUCUUCUACAGUUGCAUCCUUCCAAUGGAGGGGAUAUGCUUGAGGAGAUACGAAAGUUCACCUCCUCGGCGCUCUCAAGGCUUCAGUCCUGUGUCUGUGGAUCGUCCGAUGCCUCUGAGGACUCCCAAAGAGACAUAUAUGUCAACGAUACGAGGAAGAGUUUGAAGAGAAGCUGGAGCAAGCCAGAAACGUGGUCGAUAGCUACAACUUCCCCCUUUGACGACGGCCAUCAGUGGAGGAAGUACGGGCACAAAACUAUCAAGAACGCCAAGUAUCCAAAGAACUACUACAGGUGCGUUUUCAGGGACAAGCAAGGAUGUUUAGCAAAGAAGACGGUACAACAAGAGGAUAGCUAUGGCGAUCCUCCCAGGUUCAGCGUCGAGUACAGAGCGCCACAUACCUGCAAAACCAUCAAUGUCGCCUUCCCUUCUGUAAUGGAAUCUGCUCCAAAGAAACCCUCUGUUCAUGCCAGUGGUUCCAGAUGCACCUUGAAGCUUCAGGAGAAUCACCUUUCUCCCUUAGCCCACGCUGCAAUCGAGGCUCAGGAUGAAGGCUUGUGGAUCAGCGAUCAAGCACAAGACUGUGAGCUGCUCGGGUCGGAUAUGGUGGCCACAGAACCCUGGGACUUGGACAUGUUCCUGGAAGAUGAUGAUGGGUGGUACAAUAUUAAGGAUCCUUAA